AAUAAGAUUAUCAAAUUAAGUAUGGGUCAUCAAAAGAAUAGGUACCCGUAGAUAACGUUCGGUAUAUAAAUGAUUUGUUUUCGUUUCGGUCGGUAUAUGUGUUUUUAAGAAACGGAAACUUUAGUGCACCAGUUGAAAGAAAAAUGGCGUUCAAAAUCACCUGCCUACUUUUGGCUCUAGUAGUAGCGUGCUACGCUAUUCCACAAGGUUACGGCGGUGACGCUGGCUUCGGUGGUCAACACGGCGGUGGACUCGGUCAAGGUCACGGCCAGGGUGGGUUCGCGGGUGACGCAGGGUUCGGAGGUCAAUCUGGCACGGGGGGUUUUGGCAACCACGGAGACCAAGCCCAUCACGAUGGAGUAGGCCGGCAUCGUCGCUACAGUCAAGGUCAAGGCGGAUUUGGUGGUGACGCAGGCUUCGGUGGUGGUCACGGACAAGGUGGACAAGGCUUCCAUGGUAGUCACGGCCAGGGUGGAUUCGGCAGCGACGCAGGCUUCGGCGGUGGUCACGGUCAGGGCGGACAAGGCUUCCAUGGUGGUCAGGGGGGAUUCGGUGGUGACUCCGGUUUCGGCGGCCAAGGGCAAGGAGGAUUCGGUGCCGGACGGGAGGGACAUCAUCAAGGAGGUUACAAAGAGCACGGAUAUUAAAUUGUUACAAAUAUGUUUAGAUAAGUAAAUAAGAUUUUAAUUAA
This is a messenger RNA of Amyelois transitella, 691 nucleotides long. RefSeq lists its product as uncharacterized. The transcript has 3 exons. NCBI's taxonomy places the organism in Eukaryota, Metazoa, Arthropoda, Insecta, Lepidoptera, Pyralidae. Bases 144 to 647 code for a protein of 167 amino acids. The record is from RefSeq and is a predicted model, not a curated record.